AAAAAAAAAAAUAAAUUCAAGCGAAAGUUAUGUUUGGUGUUUUGCUGUCAUUUUCAUCCUCACUCAAAUAAUCUCGAUUUUUUUUUACAAUCGUCAGCUUGUUCCUCACAGAGUUGUGUUACGCCGACUUGAAUUUAGCAAAUUCUUCAUAAUAUAUAAAUUCCUAAACCCAACGAUUCAAAAUAAUAUAAUCAAAUUUAUAUACAAAUUUAAAGUGCAGUAUUUUUUAAGUUAGUUUCUAUCCCGGUCCACUUUUCUGUGUGUCGUAAGUUUUUUCACGAUCUCGAUAGAACAAAAAAAAAAAAACACAGAAACAAAAGAAAAUCCAAAUUAUCAAAUCAAAGCUUAUUCUUUGAAGCUAUAUUCCCAACAAAAAGGAAGACUUUUUGUCUGCAUUUUAGUUCACCAAAAUCCAGCAAGCACAAAAAUUGUGUGCAACAACGGUGUCGUCGUCGUCGUCGUCAUGAACAACGGCUUUAGUACGGGCGAAGAAGAUUCGCGUGGUCAUCACACCGAUCAAAUAUGUUGUCUCAUUGACGACAACGAACGCUGCCAUCGAGCAGCUGGCUACGCUUCUUACAGCAAACGUAUACAAAAGACUGUUGCUCAAAAAAGACUUAAACUUAGCAGUGAUCCAACAGCCCAACACAUUUACAUUUGUGAUUAUCACAAAGGACGCAUUCAAAGUGCACGAACUAAACGUCGACGAAAGGAUUCCGAAGAUGAUAGCAAUGAAACGGACACAGAUCUGCCCGAAGUCGAUCUCUAUCAGCUGCAAGUGAAUACUCUGCGUCGUUAUAAACGCCAUUACAAAGUGUCGACGAGGCCGGGAAUGAAAAGAGCACAAUUGGCUGAUACAAUAAUGAAACAUUUCAAAACGAUACCGAUUAAAGAGAAAGAAAUUAUCACAUAUUUCAUUUACAUGGUCAAAUCAAAUUCAAAUAAACUGGAUCAGAAAAAUGGUAUCGGAAAUGACACCACUUGAGUAGCACUUCAGCCGCCACCGCCGCCCAAACGCAAUGCAGAGAGCAAUCCUAAACAUUAAGUUCUACAAUAUACUUACGACAAAAAAUUAAAAUUAACAAAACAAAAAUAUUUUUUUAGCAUUGUAAAAUACCUACUAAAAAAUUGUUUUUGCUAAAUAUUUGUAUUUAAUAUUGUUUUUUUUUUUCUUAUUUUUUAAUUUUAUUUUUUUGUAAUUUGUAAAGUUAGAAUUUAUAUUUAAAUAUAAAACUUAAUAAUAAAAAAAGAAAGAUAAAUUACAAAUGUUAAGUCCGUAAGAGAGAGAUAGAGAGAGACAUUGUUUUAAAUAAAUUGAAAAAUAAGAAAGGAGAAAUAAAAAUAAAAUAAAAAUAGAAAACUAUGCAAAAAACCCACAAAAAGUAAAACAUCGAUGUUUAGUUCUUAAGCAAAUAAAAUAAAAAAUAUAUAUAUUAGUCUAAAAUAAAAUUUAAGUAUUUGUCGUGUAAUGAGAGAGACUUCUUUGUUGUCUUUAAAGCAAACAAAAUAACAAAACUAUGAAGAAGAGCUUGAUAUUCA
This is a messenger RNA of Episyrphus balteatus (marmalade hoverfly), 1539 nucleotides long. It is a transcript of the gene Sap30, whose product is annotated as histone deacetylase complex subunit SAP30 homolog. The record is from RefSeq and is a predicted model, not a curated record. Gene Ontology annotation, cellular component: histone deacetylase complex. The transcript has 3 exons. Gene Ontology annotation, biological process: regulation of DNA-templated transcription. Lineage: Eukaryota; Metazoa; Arthropoda; Insecta; Diptera; Syrphidae. Gene Ontology annotation, molecular function: transcription coregulator activity; protein binding. The coding region runs from base 464 to 985 and encodes 173 amino acids.